GCGCAUAAGUCUAAGUGAACCAGAGCGCGCUCCUUCGCUCGCUCUGCCCUUCGGGAGGCCUGUUUGGAUGUUCGCGCUUGCGCAGGGCGGGGCUCCCAUUUUCGAACUGGAAAGUCAGCGCGGGAAUCAUUCCUGGGGCUGUCGGGGCUAGCGUUUGGCCUCAGGUGAGCUAGCCCUGGCUUCCCGUUAGGCUGCCGCCUCGGGAGGGUGCACUUACAGAGGGAAGCUGUUUCCCACGGUGGGAGGAAGGCCUUUUGAGCGGCGAGGGAAAGACAAACGGUCUGAGGCUUUUCGGGUCAGGUGGGCGAAGGGCCACCAGACUUCCGGUCGCACCCCAGCCGUGCGCCCAGAAAGUAUUGGAUUUGGAGACCGAGGAGCUCUCUCGCCGAACUGCUGACCGACCGAUCUGUCUCCCACCUCUGCUUUCUCGCGCCUUAUCUGCCCCUCGUGGGCAGUCAGGUAGUGCUGGCCUGAAAUCAGGAAGACCCGAGUUCAAAUUUGCCCCAGCCACUUUCAAGCUGGGUGACCCUGGGCAAGUCACUUUACAGUGUUUGCCUCAGCUUCCUCCACUGGAAAAUGAGCUGGAGAGGGAAAUGGCAAACCUCCCCUAUAAUUCUGCCGAGGGAUCCUCAGAUGUGGUCCCAGAGAGCCCUUCACCUGAGAGGUCAACGCCAACAACUGAACAACAAAUGUCUCCCACAUGCUUCCAAACUUCUAUGGUGAUGUCAUCUCAGGAGACUAGUUUAUCACCAGUUAUUCCUAUUAUACAAUGUGAUCGUUCAGCAUGGAAAAUGAGACAAAAUGAAAGUGGCUUAGGGCCCGCCAACCUACAAUAUGGACUUGGUGAUGGGAAGGAAGAAUUUAAUGAGCAUGCAGCUCUGCAACAAGCAUUCAAUUACAUCAGGAAAGCAACGAAAAAAGAGUCAACCUUGGAAAAACACUUGCAGACUGUGGAAGAUAUUGCUUGGAAGUCUGGGCUAGGUCCUAAAGACAUUGACACGCUGUUGGAGGUGGUACUGAGUAGCCCACUCAGAGCUGAAGCGGUAAAAUCUCGGAUGUUGAAGUGCCUCAUUCCAACAACUCUGAUACCUGAAAGUGCUGUGGUUAAAGCUUUCUCGAAGCUUUGUACUCAUAAUUAUUCUAAUAGCAUCAAGAUAAUCUUUUUUCGAUGGCUGAUUGCAAUGUUUGACUUCAUUGAUCAUACGGAAGAAAUGAACUCUCUCUAUGGCUUCUUUUUUUCCUUUCUGCAAGAAGAAAGUAUGAGUUGUUACGUCUGUCACUUAUUGUAUCUGCUGACCAAGAGGGAAAAUGUCAAACCCUUUCGUGUGAGGAGAUUGCUUGACUUCCAGUCCAAGGUGGGAAUUCAGCCUCAUCUCCAGGCCUUGUUAUCUUUGUAUAAAUCCUUUUGUCCCGACUUGGUUAGCAUUUCUUUGCCUCAGAAAAGGAAGUACUACUUUAAGAAUACAGACAGCAUCUGGCAGACAGCCGUCUAUAUUGUGAAGCAAAGAAAUCAGUUACCCUCAUUACCAUCUGUGGAACUAAGUGUUGGCAUAUCUGCCAGCCAGCCUCAAAAAAGGAAAUGGAAUUCUAGCUGCAUUAUACCAAAGCCCACCAGCAGUUUUACUGGCGAGAAAAAGCAGAAGGGUGGCUCUACCAGCCUGGAUGUGAUGUUUGGUGUACGGAAAACCUUUCCGGUAGAGCAGCUCCACAUGUUCUCCCAACUCUUGGAGAACAUUCAGAACAUUCAGUUUCCAUCCCAGAUGUGCUCGGUGCUCAAGAACUCUUCUUUGUUGCACUAUCUGAACUGUGUCCGAGAUGAGACUGUCUGGCUGAGGCUUUAUUACUGGAUGAAUCAAGUGUUAAAAGAAGGAUGUACAUGGUGCAAAGUCAGUAAUUACACGACUGAAGAAGAGUUCAAGAGCUUUCUGGACAUUGUUGGCAAGGCCCAGUGUUUCUUACAGGAGGGGUUUCCUUCCAGUGAGGUGUUCCUGUAUAGGAGCCUCCCUUUAUGGGAUGGCACCUCUUGCCGGUCAGAAUACCUGCAGCUUCUCAGCUGGCUUCCCUUGGGAAAUUUCUCUGAAAUCAGGCCGCUUCUCUGUGACUCCCUGGCACCACUGUUCUUUACAUCCUCCAUUUUUCAUAAGUGUAGCGUUCUUUAUAGUCUGAAACAACUGCUGCAGAACUGGCUUUUGAGGUAUGCUAUGAGGGCCAACGUGAAGACCAUGAUGAGCACUUCUUCGCACACUACCCUGAAUGUAGUGAACUCUGUGAGUGAGCUGAUCUCCUUCGUAGGAUGGCUGUCCACAAAUGCUCUGCGCUUGGAAGAACACAGUAGUUUCUUGUUUCAUUUUGUUUUGGAUUUCUUUGAGACAGUCUCUGACAUGUACCUGAAUUAUAACCUUCCAUUAGUGGUGAUAUUUCCAUGUGGAGUCUUCUAUCCAGCACUACUUACCUUCGACUCCAUCACCCUCAACCAUCUGUGUUAUAUUAUGUACAGGUAUCGUGUCAACUUGACGGCUGCCAAGGAAAAUGAUGUGAUACGCCAGGAAAGGCAGAAGUUCAACAAGACCUACCAAAAGUUUAAUGAAUAUGUGACUGCUUUGGUGGACUGCCUGUGGACAUCCACAGCCUUUGAAAAAGACCACUUUCUCUACAUAGAUCCUGAGAUUAUGAAAAAAACUAAAAUAAAGGACUAUAAGAAGAGUUUAAAUCUAACAAAUCAUCCAGCCUUACUAGUCUAUUCCAUCUACUUUCUGCUUCAGGGAUGGCCGGGAGAAAAGGAGCUUGCUUUGGGUACCAUUCAGAAAAAGAAAUGGAACUGGUACUUGGACUAUCUCCUUUUGGAGGAUCUGCACGGGCUUCACCUUUUCAUGGAGAGCAGCCUCAACGUUGCUGACAGUGCCUCCUCAGCUAGCUUGUACCCUGAUGCUAAGAGACCAAAGAUAUGCACAUCAGGACCCAUUUCAGUUUAGGAUUAAUUAAGCUUCCCACACUGCCUUCUUUGGUGGCAAAACAUUUCAUUGGCUCUUCUUGGUUUUCUGUUGUUACGUUUCCAACAGACCUCCAUCAACAAGAAUAGGAAAGGAGUGCUCCAAAAGGCUUUCCGUUAUCAAAGAGGGAUUUCAUGUUGAUGGCUUGAGGUUUUUUAAAUCAGGAGUUGAUUUCUUCACUUCCUUCAUAAAAAUAUUUUAAUGAGCAAUGGGCAUUUGAUUCAACCUUUCUCUCUCUGUCUCUCCCUCUCUCCCCUCCCUUUCUCUCUGUGUCCAUCCAUCCCCUUCUCCACACACACCCCACUCUCACCCCCCACCUCUACAUACACCCCUGGUCCCUUCCUUCCUCUCUCUUCUCUUUUCUUUUUCUGACAGAGUUUAUGAUCAAAGUGAAUUUUUUCCAUUUGCUUCUCAACAGAUCAUGUGUAAUGAGACUUCUAUUAUGUGUGGACUUUUAAAGAUAUUUUUAUAUAGCACAUUGUAAGAUGCAUUUCUGCAGGAGAGCUUAGUACAGAUAAUGGGAGCCAUCAUUGAAUCAACUAAUAUUGACCCACCAGACUCAGCUACUGCAGUGAGCCAUGGAUCAGAGCCGUCAUCUUCCCUACUAUGAGACUCUAGUAUACUGAUGAGCCCAGGAGGUAGCAGUAGCUGCCUGGACCUUCAAUAUGGAGCAGUAGGGAAGCAAUGUGCAUGAUCCAUCCAAGGCUAUCCAUCAAGAGCUUCCUGCUGAUAGCAUUCUAAUGCCCUAGAGGUCACAGAGACUGCUACGUGCUGUGUGGAGUUCCAGGAUUUAAAUGCAGAGGAAGUUAGAUUAACCAUUUUACUUUUCAGUAUGAUAUGUUCAAAAUAGUCAUAAUGUUUUUCCAGAAGUACCUGUUCCAUCAAAUUUUGUUUCCAUGCUACCAGGAUGUGCUCUUGUUUUACUGACAUUCAAGUCUCUUGGGAAAAGUCACCUUGAGUUUAUUUUUAUGCCUUUGGAGGUUCGUGGCCCCUGGUAUCUUAAAAAAGACAAAAAAGUUUUCUUAAUCGUUUUCAGAGAAGAAUGGAGACUCCAAUGCAAACUUUGUCAUUUCUUUUCUAAUUUAAAACCUUGCUUUUUUGGCUUUCCAAGCCUGGGCCCUCUGUCCACAUGGAGAUUGCCAGGCUAGUUCCUCAUUGGUAAGAAGAGAUUUGAUAAUCCCUCAAAGUCAACAACUGCAGAUUGGGGAACUAGAACCUUUAUCAGUGGACGAUUCCAGUGGAGAUGACCUUAAACUUUAACUAUCACAAGCCAUUAAAGAAAACCUAACUUCUCAAAGAUGAGGCUUUUUUCUUCUGGGGGUUGACUUUUUGCUGAAUAGACCAUUCUCUGCGCACUGAGUAAAUUCUCUGCCCACAGUCCCUCUUGACUAGAGAGAGAUUUGUAGAGCUCAUAUGAAAAUCUGGGUGAAGACCGAUACCUUGAUGUAAUGCUUUAAGACUAUAUGCAAAUGAGCCAAAUCUAGGGACUUAAAAAUACCCUUAUUGAAAAAUUCCGUAUCCAAGAAAGCAAAGCUCAAACAAGAGUUAUCCUGUGUGCUUAAGAGAUGCUUUUCCAGUGAUUUUUUUGGAACUGGCUAGACAAAGAUGACAGUAGUGCUCAAGUGAAUGACAUUCCUCAUGCUGCUCAGAUGAGCAAAUGAUACAGAGGGAACAUCACUCAAAGUGAUCUAAGAAACCUGAUGCCAAGAGGUUUGUUUGCCUCGCUGUUCCAUGAAGAACAAAAGAUGAGUGUACAGAUGGCUGACACCUUUUCAGAGUUGUUGAAGAAGUGCUUUUAGAACUGUGCUGAGGGAAUAUAGAUCUGAAUUUGAUGAAAUGACAAAGGCUGACAAGAUUGAGAAGGAUUCAGAAAGCAAGAACUAUAUACCAUCUCGAAAAAUAGCAAAAUGCCAUAUUUUGCUUCGAAACAGAUUAAGAAUUUUUUCUCAGCUUAAUGACUGAAUCUUGACAAAUUCGUUGGUGCUUUGGCAAAAAUAACUUUGCCUUUGGUGAAAUGUGGAGAUCCCUAAGUGGCAAAGCAACUGUACAACAAGAAGACAGUGAAACUGUAGAUGAAGUGCACAAAGGAUGUUACAUAGAGGGACAACUAAAGCUACCCAGAGAGUGGUAGAGGAAGAAGAUCAUGGCAAGUGAGACUACCAUGUGGUAUUUGUGUAGACAAAGUAGGGAUCACACUGUAAAUGAAACACCUUCUCUGAGAUGAUAUCCAGAUGCCUUCAUUUUUAAAUAUAAAAUUAGGUUAUUGAUCACAAUCACAUUUCUAAAAAUGGUCUAAAACUUAGAACUGAUUCAUAUGAAGAAAGUACCCACAUUUUAAAAAUUAGUGCCUAAUUUUAUCUAUUUUCAAACCUUUUUUUUUUCUUUAAUUAAGCCCUUACCUUCCACUUUAAAAUCAAUAGUGUAUAUUGGUUCCAAGACAGAAGAGUGGUAAGGGCUAGGCAGUGGGAGUUCAGUGACUUGUCCAGGUUCACACAGCUAGAAAGUAUCUUGAAACCAGAUUUGAAGCAAGGACCUCCCAUUUCUAGGCCUGGCUCUCAUUCACUGAGCCACCUAGCUGCCCCCUCAAAACCUUUUUUAAAAUGAAAAGACAUUCAUAUGUCUUCACUAUGUGCACGUUAAUUUUGAUGUAAACAACAUUUUUUUUAAUGUUUGAAGCAUUUGGGGAAUUUGUAAGAUGCUAUAUACUAUGAAUCUUGGCUAGAAAUCCUGAGUUUAUACAUGAUGCUCAUCUCUACAAACUCAGUACUCAAAUGGAUCUGUGAUUGCAUCAAUUUGGGCAUGCCCUCAAGUAAUACAGACAGAAGACCAUCCUGAGUGAUUUUUGUCCAUAUUUUCCCCUAAAUAUGCUAUUGUGGGAUCUACCUAAUGUGCUAGAGGCCUGCCUCUUCCUUGGCAUUGAAAGGGAUGAGGGGUUGGGGUAGCCAUGGAGCAUGCUACUUUGGCUGUCUGCCUCAUACAUAUCUUUAGUUUGUGUAAAACAAGAAUAUUCCUAUGGUUCAUGCCUGGGACAUGGAGAACAUUCUGGUGUUAAGUUACCUAGACUGCUACUCCUUUAAGGUAUGUUAAGGGCUAGAUGGCCCAAUGUUUAUUCCUGCUUUGACAUUGUCAGUCUAUACUUUUCAUAGGUUGUUAAAGUCCAAAGCUUGCAUUGUAAAGGGAAAUGUUUUGAAAAAAGCAUUGGCCACUCAUUUGGCUUCAAAAUGACUUUUUGAAUAUAAUGAAAAUUGUAUUUUCUUGUCCUCAGUGUUGGUCAGCCAGCCAGCAUAAAUACAGAUCUUUAAAGUAUGUGGUAAUUUUUUAAAUGCCCUUUCAGAGACUUGCCAACCUAAGAGCCAUUGCAUCAAUGAAAGAUGUCAUUUGCUAUAUGGUAUUCAUUUUUGUGUUUUUUAGAGAAUGUGUGUGAUACCUUUUAAUGUAUUAAGCCAGUUACGCAAAAGGUUACUUGUUUCUUGUAUGUAAAGUUGUGUGGGAGGGAGCAUAGCAUCGUUUAUGAAACUAUAUAUAUAAAUGUAAAAGGAAAAUAGGAGUUUUUCAACUUUAGGUAAUGAAUAUUAGAUUUUGUACUAGACUCUGAGUCAAAUCUAGCUUCUUUCAUUAGCAAACUAAAUGCCCUAAGGCAAAUCAUUUAACUUCCUUCUCCUUUACUUCCUUUUUAAAAAAUUUUUUAUAAUAUAUAGAUAAUAAUAUACCCAGCCUUCAAAGUGUUAGGAGACUGAAGUGAAACAGUAGGUGAAAAUUUCACUGGGAAAAAAAAAAGAAUAAUUGUUUUUGCUCAUUAUAAGUGGGUUUUUUUCCCCUUAAAACAUCAGAGUACAUAUCUGAAGAUCUACAAAUAGAAUUGUGGAUUGUUCUAGAAAGCAAUGUUUUAAAUUUUCUUUUGGGUGGAAGUUAGUGCAAAAAGAGUAGAUGGAAAUUGUUUGAGCCCCUGGAAUCAUCUUCUCUAGUUGGAAUGGCUUCCUGGGAAUUUGUAUAUUAGACCAUGUAGAAUAUAGUGGUAUAUGAGGAAAUCCCUCGUCUGAUGACAUUUAUAAACUGCUCUUUUGCAAAGUGAUUCACUUAUGUUCUAUAUUCUCCACUGCUUUGUAUUUGUUGGCAACUUUCAGUUAUUUGAGCUGAUACUGCAAUGGGCCUUUGAUUGCAUUGUUGUGCAGUGCAUACGUUCCUCAUCUUCUGUGAUGCUUAUCCCUGACCUCUCAGCAACCCUUCAUAAAUGAUGUACCCACAGAGUAGAGGUCUUCCGCUAAGACUUGGAACAUUUUCUGUGUACUAAUGCAGCACUUGGCCCUGACCAACUCUUUCUCUCAUACCUGGUUGGUCUGUCUCAUUUUUAGUCAUAUAGUUCCUGAAUGGUAACAUUUAUUCUUUCUUUUGUGUAAAGUGUCCAUUGGCAAUAGGCAUCUCUCCCUGUGACGCAUCUUUUCAUUGUCCUUUGGUUCACAUGCAAUUUUGAUUCUUUGAAAAUUGUUAUUUCAUCAUAUGUAGCCACCAUAGCAUCAUUAGAGGAAUGUUGGUAUUAAAACAUUGGUUUUCUCUAUUCGAGAGCAGCUUGGGAUCACUGGAAGCAUUCUACAGUUUAUCAAAUGCAGCCCAGCCCAGUCUGCUGUCUUUCUCCAAUUCUAAGUCCAGUUCCUUUCCUCUCACCAGUAACCAUCUAAGAUAUGUGUACAGAUAAGCUAAUGCAACACACUCUCUCUCUCCAACUUCAUAUUAUGUAGGAUGGAUAGUAGAUACUCUUUCCUUUGGUUUUUCCAAUAACUUGUUUUGCUAAUCUCUUUUGAGUGGUCAUGGAUCUUAUUGUAGAGAUCCUUAUGUUCUGGAACUUGAUGCAUUUGGUACAAUAUCAUCUUCCAACAGGAACAUCUGGAAGACCUCGUCACCUAUAGGGAAUCCCUCUCCCAUUUGGAUUUUGCACAGGACAUCCUCCAUGACAGUGACAAACACCUUUGACAAAUGUAUGUCUCCCUGUUGUAUGUCUUAGUUGAUACUGAUUAUCAGAGAUCAUAGAAUAAAGUCAUUUUUAUGGUGGUAUUUAUCAAGGAAUCUUGUGUGACAUGGAAAUAUCCAUGUGAGAUGUCUGGUUAGAAGAGGGCCUUUAGGGCUUAUUUUUCCCUAAGACCAGUGUGUUUUUAUAGUAAAUAAACAGGAAGUACAUAUGGAUGUAUCAGUAAUUGCAACUGACCUUUUUUUUUUUGUAAUAAAAAUGCUGCAAAAUGAA
Messenger RNA from Monodelphis domestica (gray short-tailed opossum), 8226 nucleotides. It is a transcript of the gene CENPI, whose product is annotated as centromere protein I. Gene Ontology annotation, biological process: mitotic sister chromatid segregation; CENP-A containing chromatin assembly. Lineage: Eukaryota; Metazoa; Chordata; Mammalia; Didelphimorphia; Didelphidae. Gene Ontology annotation, cellular component: inner kinetochore; kinetochore. The record is from RefSeq and is a predicted model, not a curated record.